Molecule: messenger RNA, 333 nt
Organism: Trichoplax adhaerens
Lineage: Eukaryota; Metazoa; Placozoa; Uniplacotomia; Trichoplacea; Trichoplacidae
Exons: 2
Coding region: 1-333 (110 amino acids)
Source: RefSeq, a predicted model, not a curated record
AUGGAAACAACGGGAGAGACUCAACAGCGAUCAGUAGAUGGAAGGUCCAAGAAGAAACGAGUUGUUGUUCGAUCUAGUACUGGAUUAGAAGAUGAUUUUAUGCAAUCCGAUUUUUCAUCACUCAAUGACAUCAGUGGUGAUAGCAAUACUGGAUCAAGUAGUAUAUUAAAUGGACAAAAUCGGCCCAAUAGUUUGGACGACGAUGAUGCUAAAGAAGAAAUCUUAUUACCGGUUGAAAUUGAAGAAAACAUUAUUAAAUUACAAUUGAUAGACUUAUUUCGAGGCCUAUCUAAUUAUGUUUUCAUCUUUCUGAAAACUAGCUUACCUAUUUGA